Molecule: messenger RNA, 1227 nt
Organism: Rhinopithecus roxellana (golden snub-nosed monkey)
Lineage: Eukaryota; Metazoa; Chordata; Mammalia; Primates; Cercopithecidae
Gene: CFAP68
Product: chromosome 15 C11orf1 homolog
Exons: 5
Coding region: 466-1032 (188 amino acids)
Cellular component (GO): nucleus
Source: RefSeq, a predicted model, not a curated record
UAGCCCAAGCAUGGCCUUGAGCGACUUCAUCACACCUGCGUGAGGUCACAAGCAGUCACAAGGGGUGAGGCGAGUUCUGAGUGAAAGAAACGGGGCGGGGCUGAGGCCAAGGAGAGAUUGGACUGUGUCUCACAUGCUCUUGACGCAGAAGGUUUUGAAACUUUUUUCACCUCGUCCGAGAUGGCUGCCUCCCAGUGUCUCUGCUGCUCAAAAUUUCUCCUCCAGCCCUAGAGACAGUUACACCUAGAUCUCCAGUAUGAAUACCAGGCCCGUUGGACUUCGUGGGACCAGCUACUCUGGUCAUCAUGUUGUUUGGUAACAUCAGUGCAUGCACCUGUCUUCACAAAGGCAGAUGGUAUGAGGGUAGUUAUCUGGGAUGUCAUCCUUCAAUGAUGCGUUAUUGGCUUUGUUUCUGCCUGUGGAAAGGCAAGUGGGUGGUGACUUCCAAAUCAUGGCCACUUGCCCAUGAUAAUCUGGGUGAAUCUUUCUUUGCUUGGAGAACUGAGAAAGUCAGGUUUGUCUGCAUCUUUAAAGAACAUGGAACAGCCAAGUGAAGAUUUCUGUCACUCUCAUAAGACAUCUUCAAACGGCUCAACCUACUCAGCAUCAAGUUACUCUUCUUCAGGAAAGAACCUCGCCUGUUUCCUCACGAACCCACAUUGUGGCAGCAUCAUUAAUGCAGAUGGCCAUGGUGAAGUGUGGACAGAUUGGAAUAAUAUGUCCAAGUUUUUCCAGUACGGAUGGAGAUGCACCACUAAUGAGAAUGCCUAUUCGAACCGUACCCUGAUGGGCAACUGGAACCAGGAAAGAUAUGACCUGAGGAAUAUCGUGCAGCCCAAACCCUUGCCUUCCCAGUUUGGACACUACUUUGAAACAACAUAUAAUACAAGCUACAACAACAAAAUGCCACUUUCAACGCAUAGAUUUAAGCGAGAGCCUCACUGGUUCCCAGGACAUCAACCUGAACUGGAUCCUCCCCGAUACAAAUGCACAGAAAAGUCAACUUACAUGAAUAGCUAUUCAAAAUCUUAAAUCAGGCGUCACUCAGGAUGUGUAUAAUAUCUUAAUAUUGACUAAUUUCAGCAUCCAGGUUUCUAAGAAAUGAUAAGAUACUUCACUUUUCCACAGUAAAAAGUAGAAGGGAGCACAUUCUAAGCAGAGCUAAAAAUUUAGCUCACUGUAGCACAGUUUCAUUCUCUGAAUAAAUAAAGCAAAAAACACAGAAAA